ACUCUUUGAAUUUGUCAAUGUCAUGAUUUAUAAACUGCGUGCUGAGUUGAUAAAGAAGGACAAAAAAUUAGGAGAAUUUGUUUCUAAACUUGGUUAAACUCGUUUGGCUGUGUAAUUACAAGUAAUGCAAAUAUAGUUUGUUUAAUUAUUCUAUUUUAAACUAUACCAUGUAGUGAACGAUUCACUCUCAAAAAUUUAUAAUAUAGUUUCGAAGUAUAGACGUGAGAUAAGGCAACUUACAAAGGUGUUUAAUUUAAUGAUUACGCCAUAGGAAGUAAUUCAAAGAUCGUGACAAAAAACUUACAAAGUGUAAAUAAGGCACUUCAUCAAAAUGCCUGACAUAAAGAUUACCCCCCUAGGAGCUGGUCAGGAUGUAGGACGCAGUUGUAUUCUUCUCUCAAUGGGCGGUAAAAAUAUUAUGUUAGAUUGUGGUAUGCACAUGGGAUAUAAUGAUGAACGUAGAUUUCCGGAUUUUUCGUACAUUGUUCCUGAAGGUCCGAUUACAAGUCAAAUAGAUUGUGUUAUAAUAUCUCAUUUUCAUUUGGACCAUUGUGGCGCUUUACCUUACAUGUCCGAAAUGGUUGGAUAUACUGGACCGAUUUACAUGACUCAUCCUACAAAAGCUAUCGCUCCAAUACUGCUAGAAGACAUGAGGAAACUUAUCGUAGAGAGGAAGGGAGAGUCAAAUUUUUUUACAUCACAAAUGAUUAAAGAUUGCAUAAAGAAAGUGACUGCUGUAACAUUGCAUCAGUCUGUGAUGGUGGACAAUGAGUUGGAAAUAAAAGCAUACUAUGCUGGCCAUGUCUUAGGUGCUGCUAUGUUUUGGGUGAGAGUUGGCAAUCAAUCUGUUGUAUACACUGGAGAUUAUAACAUGACACCAGACAGACAUCUUGGAGCCGCUUGGAUAGAUAAAUGCAGACCUGACUUAAUGAUAACAGAGUCAACUUAUGCAACAACCAUCCGUGAUUCAAAACGCUGCCGUGAACGAGAUUUCCUUAAAAAGGUACAUGAAUGUGUUGAAAAAGGAGGCAAAGUGUUGAUACCAGUGUUUGCGUUAGGUAGGGCCCAAGAAUUGUGUAUUCUACUUGAAACAUAUUGGGAGAGAAUGAAUUUGAAGUACCCUGUUUACUUUGCCUUGGGUCUAACUGAGAAAGCAAACAAUUACUACAAAAUGUUUAUAACAUGGACCAACCAAAAGAUUAGAAAGACUUUUGUGCAAAGGAAUAUGUUUGAUUUUAAACACAUAAAACCUUUUGAUAAAUCAUACAUAGACAACCCUGGUGCUAUGGUUGUCUUUGCCACCCCUGGAAUGUUACAUGCAGGUUUGUCUUUGAAUAUAUUUAAAAAAUGGGCACCUUAUGAGCAGAACAUGUUGAUAAUGCCCGGCUUUUGUGUACAAGGUACUGUUGGUCACAAAAUUCUUAAUGGUGCAAAAAAAGUCGAAUUUGAGAAUCGUCAAGUUGUUGAUGUUAAAAUGGCAGUAGAGUAUAUGUCAUUUUCAGCACAUGCUGAUGCAAAGGGUAUAAUGCAAUUAAUACAGUACUGUGAGCCUAAAAAUGUGUUGCUUGUACAUGGAGAGGCUCAAAAAAUGGAGUUUUUAAAGGACAAAAUUGAAAAAGAAUUUAAAAUCAAUUGUUACAUGCCAGCUAAUGGUGAGACAAGUAUAAUUAGUACUCCAACAAAGAUACCUAUUGAUGUCUCCUUAAGAUUACUUAAAGCUGAAUCUGUGAGAUAUAACGCACAGCCCCCAGAUCCAAAAAGACGUAGAAUCGUUCAUGGAAUCUUAUGUGUGAAGGAUAACAGACUUUCAUUCCUUGAUAUUGAUGAAGUUUGUAAUGAAAUUGGCAUAAAUAGACAUGUAAUUCGUUUUACAAGUACAGUCCGUUUUGAAGAUAGCGGUCCAGCUGUUAAAACUGCGGAGAAACUUAAAGCUUUACUUGAAGAGAAAUUACAAGGAUGGUCUAUUACAAUAUCUGAUGGUAAUAUAUCAGUAGAAUCUGUUCUCAUCAAGUUUGAAGGUGAUAGUGACAAUACGAAGAACAUAUAUGUGUCAUGGACCAGUCAGGAUGAGGAUUUGGGGAGUUAUAUAUUAGGACUCCUUCAAUCUAUGGUUCAAUGACAAAGACCUCAAACAGAUGUAUACCAGAGGUUAUUAGCACAGUGCUCUAAAGAAACCUAAAGAUGUGCUACUAUAGCCCUGUAUGACAUUCUUAUCAGAUUUUUUAUCUGUCAUAUUCUUGAGAAAUAUGUUCAUAUGGGUAGUUGAAUGCCAGUUACCAAGAAACUAAAUCAUGUUGGUUCCUUUGUUGUUUCAAUGAGAAAGAAUGAGAUGGA
Molecule: messenger RNA, 2334 nt
Organism: Papilio xuthus (Asian swallowtail)
Lineage: Eukaryota; Metazoa; Arthropoda; Insecta; Lepidoptera; Papilionidae
Gene: IntS11
Product: integrator complex subunit 11
Exons: 1
Coding region: 332-2119 (595 amino acids)
Biological process (GO): snRNA processing
Cellular component (GO): nucleus
Molecular function (GO): RNA endonuclease activity
Source: RefSeq, a predicted model, not a curated record